Molecule: messenger RNA, 2837 nt
Organism: Gavialis gangeticus (Gharial)
Lineage: Eukaryota; Metazoa; Chordata; Crocodylia; Gavialidae
Gene: CPTP
Product: ceramide-1-phosphate transfer protein
Exons: 2
Coding region: 40-684 (214 amino acids)
Biological process (GO): intermembrane lipid transfer; ceramide transport
Cellular component (GO): cytoplasm; membrane; cytosol
Molecular function (GO): ceramide 1-phosphate binding; ceramide 1-phosphate transfer activity
Source: RefSeq, a predicted model, not a curated record
GGUGGAAAACGCCGGGUGUGAGUGCUCAGGGGCAAGGCCAUGGCUGAGCAGCAGGACGGCUUCUGCUUGCGGGAGGUGCUGGCCGCCUUCCGGGCUUGCCUCACGGCGGAGCAGACCGUACUCAUGGACCCCUACCUGUGCGGCUGGAACGGGCUCAUCAGGUUUCUGAACAGCCUGGGCACGAUUUUUUCCUUCGUGUCAAAAGAUGCGGUGACCAAAAUACAGAUCAUGGAGAAGUACCGCAGCAGCGACCAGCAGGAGAAAUACGAGACUCUUCAGUCCAUGGUGGAGUACGAGUUGGCCAACGGCCUGGUCGGCCUCAAAAACCGAGGGGAGUGCCCGGAGUCAGGCUGUCGCACCAUCUUGCGCCUCCACCGAGCCCUUCACUGGCUGCAGAUGUUUCUUGAGGGGCUGAGGACCAGCCAAAAGGACUCCAAGACGUCUGUGAUCUGCACAGACUCGUACAAUGCCUCCUUGGCAAACUACCACCCCUGGGUUAUUCGCAAGGCCGCCACGCUGGCUUUCUGUGCUUUGCCCACCCGAAACGCAUUCCUGGAAAACAUGAAUCUUGGCACUCCCGAGGAGGCGGUAGAUAUGCUGGGGGAAGCCUUACCUUAUGUCUGCAAAGUCUAUGAGAUCACAGAGGAGCUGUAUGCGAAGCAUAAAAUGCUCGACCUUCCUUGAUGGGGGGGGAGAGAGGGUGGGGUUUGAUUGCAUUUUCUCCGUAGUGUGACUUGCAAGGACCCACGCUCCUUAUCGCUGUGCACACAUGUAAACUAGAACCUGCUGAUAUGCACUAAAGCUUGGGGUCUUUCCUCUUCUGUUCCACUGUCAUCUCUCAUAUAUUGCUAAUAGACUGCAGCCAAAUCUGAGUGCUUUUCUUGAGUCUCAUGAUAGCAUCCAUGUUUUGGCUGCUGUUUUGUUGAAAGAAACAGAGAGAUCAUUCCAAAGCUAUAUGAUAUUGCUCACGCUUCAAGGGAUCCUUCGUCUCUCUCCUGUCCCCUGGGUUCCUUUCCAAACUUUAUCUGAUUUUUUUUUUUUUUUUUCUUCUCCUUCUAGUUCUUUAGAAAACUGGAUGUAGGACCCGGAAAUGAAGGAUCACUAAAUUUUUACCUUGAAGCAGGAAUGCUGGGGAGGUCUGUUCAGCCUACUAUUCAGGGACAAGGGAGAAAUCCUUGGGACAUACCAGGGCCUUGAAUUUUGCUCUUUAGUUCAAUGCACUUUUAUUCCUGGGCUCUGGUAACUGUAAUGCUUUCUCUUGGAAGAAGCAAUUGAGCAUAGAUCUCCUUGAAAAUUGUUUGUCAUUAAUAGCAGAUCAUUCUUACGUGUUCUCCUCUGCUUUCCCCUCCCCUCAAAAAGAGUUCAGGAGCACUGAAUUGUGAUAGUGUAACACAGUUGUCUCUUCGUUUCUAUCCUGGCUCUGACAUGCCUGCAAUCCUUUUCUAUUCCUUCUUUCUAUCCCCUCUUGCUCUUUGCUGUUCUGAGUUGAGGAAGCAGCUUUAGUGUAUGCUGCAUGAUACUAAACUACAAAACUGUGCAGAGUUUUAUGCAUUUUGAGGACUGUAUAUAUAGACGCUGCAUAACAAUAUAAUAAGCUUGAGGAAACAAAGGGAAUGCUGGAGGCUUGGAGAAACAAUGUCUUGAGCUUGUUGGGAUGAUUGUAACUUGUGCUAUGUAUCAAAUCAGUGUGUGCGGCUUCUUCCCCCACCUCUUGCCAAAGCUGUAAUGGUUUCCAGACCAACUAAAUGUUAGGUUUUAAACAAAAGGCAAAUAUUCAUGCAAGUUCUAUUGCUAUUUUAGUGUGGAUUCCCGUUUGCUAAAGUAUAGGAUAAAUAAGAAGGGAAGUGUAAAUAAGGCAGUGUACGUGAAUUUGGAAAGCCCUGGAUGUGUUUUGUAUUCUGAGAGCCACUACCAAUACCUGUGUUCUGAAAACCACUAAAACAAAAUAACCCUAGACACUAGAAUGGCUGCUGAUUUAUUCUGUGGGACACAGGAAUUCAGUAUUACCUCACAGGGUUCAGUCUAGUUAACAUUGUUUUCUGUUAAAUUACAUAAAAUAACUUGCUCCCACAGAGCGCUGUCAUACAGGAAUGCCUCCCACUUUCAGAUGUUGGAAGGCCUGUGUGACCUUUGGUUUAAUGCAGAGCACGCGGUCUUGAACGGCUGGGUAAUUAGCAGCUUAGCUUGUUGAUUACAAAUGAGACCAAACCCUUAACUGAUGUUUGUAGAAAGCACCUCUGUCUGGAUGAUUGGUGUCUCUCUAUGGAAAACUGUUUAGCUAAGUGACUUGGAAAAGGAAGGUUUUCCUGUCUAGUGCCAGCCAUCAUAAAUACCUCUUAACCAUGGUAGGUGUGUGUCCAUGCUCUAAGGAAGCUCUGUGAAAUGUGUUGUUCUCCUUCCAUAUGAAGAUUUUUGACCUUUAAAAAUGCUGCUUUUGCACACAGUGCCGUGGAGCAAAUUAUGCAUGAAGACAAUCCAGGUAGCUCCAUGUGCCACCUUUUAAGAAACACUCGGGGAUGUUUUAUUCUGUGAUAGUCAGCAUAAAAACUUUCUCAGUUCAGCCUCUCCUGAUGAGAGGCAGCUGGUAAUUUGGGGGCAUAUUGUGUUGCUUAUUGAUGGGUUUUGUGCCAUGUAUUGCCCGGAAAUGAAUGUAAUGUUUGUGUUCUGCGGGAUUAAUACAAAGACAGCAGUUUUACCACGUACAGGUGGUUUGUUUGUUCUCCGUUGAUAUGUCCAAGCUAAAUACUCAUCUUGUCAGACCAAAAGUUUAAGGGCAGGAGUUGAAACAUAACUUACUUGCCUUGUUUUUUCCCAUUAAAGUCGGCCUGUCGGUGCUA